CCGGGGGGGGUGUCCCUCUUGCCCCCAGCGGACCCCCUGCGCCAAGCGAACCGGCUCCCUAUCAGGGUCCUGAAGAUGCUGAGCGCUCACACCGGCCACCUCCUGCACCCGGAGUACCUGCAGCCGCUGUCUUCCACUCCCGUCAGCCCCAUAGAGCUGGACGCCAAGAAGAGCCCGUUGGCGCUGCUGGCCCAGACUUGUUCGCAGAUCGGCAAGCCGGACCCGCCGCCCUCGUCCAAGCUCAACUCGGUGGCGGCGGCAGCCAACGGGCUGGGAGCGGAGAAGGACCCCGGCCGCUCCACCUCGGGCGCUGCCUCCGCGUCUGCGGUGCUCAAGCAGCUGGGGGACUCCCCCGUCGAGGACAAGUCCAGCUUCAAGCCCUACUCCAAGGGCUCCAGCGGCGACUCCCGUAAAGACAGCGGCUCCUCCUCUGUGUCCUCCACCUCCUCUUCCUCCUCGUUGUCCCCGGGAGACAAGGCAGGCUUCAGGGUCCCCAGCGCCGCCUGCACGCCCUUUCCCCCGCAUGGAGCGCCCGUCUCCGCAUCUUCGUCUUCCUCCUCGCCUGGUGGCUCCCGGGGCGGCUCCCCGCACCACUCUGACUGCAAGAAUGGCGGCAGCGGGGAGCUGGACAAGAAAGACCAGGAGCCCAAGCCCAGCCCGGACGCCGCCGCAGCCGCCGCCGCCGCUGCCUCCUGCCACCUGCCCCCCCCCCCGCCCUCCGCCCCGGGCAGCCCCGGAUCGCUGUCAUUGCGGAGUCCACACACUUUGGGGCUAAGCCGGUACCACCCCUACGGCAAGAGCCACUUAUCCACAGCUGGGGGCCUGGCCAUGCCGUCUCUCCCCACAGCCGGACCCUACUACUCGCCAUAUGCGCUGUACGGACAGAGACUAGCCUCAGCCUCGGCACUUGGAUACCAGUAACUACAGCUCUUCCUCCCACCCGCUCCCUGACCCUCCCCCAGCCUCUUGGCCUGGCCGCUGCAACCUCCACUACUGCUUGUCCUGCCAGAUGUCCCCGCCCGUGCCCUCCCCACUGGACUGUGUAUUUAUUUACUAUAAUGUUAGCUUACAAGCUGGGAAUAUAAGUGCAUUAACGGCCCACACGAGUCAAUGGUAUGCAAAAAGUCUGUGUUUUCCCCAAAUAAUAUUAAUCACACAAGUAACUACAUGCUCCCCAUCCCACUUCCUUUAUUUUUUCUUUUUCUUAGAUAUGUUUUAAUUUGUUUUCCUUUUGCUUUUUUUUUUUUUUUUUUUUUUUUUUUUUUUUUUUGGUUUGGUCUUAGGGGAAGAAGGAGAGUUGGGGUUCUGGGGUUCUUCUCUUUGUUUUGUUCUCCCUUCCUGGGGAGUUUCUUGCAUGCUUCUUAACCAUUAAAACUACAUUUCCCCCCUUUCCCUUCAUUCCCUCAUUUUCUUCCAUUUGAGGUUCUGUUUUUACCUUUGUACCAGAAACAGAGAGGAGAUAUUUUUUGUAACGUAUUUGGAGGGUGCGGGGAGGGGCCUUGGUGGCAGGAGGUCUUGCCUCUGUUGACCCAGAACUCUACUCUGUGACUUCUCCCUUGCAGCCCUCUCCUCCCAGGGUCCCUGGUCUUUGCCCUGGCCUCCCCCAAAUUAGAGCCUUUCUUCCCUACCUUGCUCUGUGUAUGGAGAGCCCUGAGAGAGGGACCCCAGUGGCCUUGGACAGAGCCCUCUGCUUCCAGACUCUUCCGACCCCAAACACUGCUCGCUGGGUAGGAAGGAGGGGAGUGGUCCUAUAGGGCUCAUCUUAUUUAAUUAAAAGUCCUAGAAGGCCUUGCCGGCAUGAAACUUUGCUUUUUAUAUUUUGCAAAGUGCUUUUAUAGUCAUUGUUUUUCUCUCCAUUAUUGGGGCAGUGGUCCCUCUCCUGGCAGUGGGGGGUGGCGUCAGCAAUCCUUGCUAGAUCCCUCCAAAGCAGACCAGUGGCACUAUCAGCGGGCAGUACAACCUUUUAGCUCCGUUGGGGGAAGGUUGGACGGUAAAGGAGCAUACAGAUCGCAAUAGCCCCCCUUCAUCCCUUCCCAGGCUUGUCCCAACAGAUUCCCCAAAGUUGGGGACUUCCUUGGGCUCCCUCGGUGACUGGGAUUGAAGACUUGGGUCCUGUGUCUUCUCCCCACACCGUCCCUUCUCUUAUGCAGCAUCGUGGGGAGGCUGCGGGGCCUCUCUGGGAUGAAUAGAGCUCUCCCUUGGUAAGACUUAUUUUGUUAAUAAAUGAAAUACUUGGCUAUAUUCA
Messenger RNA from Myotis davidii, 2245 nucleotides. RefSeq names its product zinc finger protein 703 (gene ZNF703). The transcript has 3 exons. Gene Ontology annotation, biological process: negative regulation of DNA-templated transcription. Lineage: Eukaryota; Metazoa; Chordata; Mammalia; Chiroptera; Vespertilionidae. The record is from RefSeq and is a predicted model, not a curated record. Gene Ontology annotation, cellular component: nucleus. The annotation marks the transcript as partial.